Messenger RNA from Dryobates pubescens (Downy woodpecker), 694 nucleotides. RefSeq names its product iroquois-class homeodomain protein IRX-5. NCBI's taxonomy places the organism in Eukaryota, Metazoa, Chordata, Aves, Piciformes, Picidae. The record is from RefSeq and is a predicted model, not a curated record. Gene Ontology annotation, cellular component: nucleus. The coding region runs from base 38 to 694 and encodes 218 amino acids. Gene Ontology annotation, biological process: regulation of transcription by RNA polymerase II; cell development; neuron differentiation. Gene Ontology annotation, molecular function: RNA polymerase II cis-regulatory region sequence-specific DNA binding; DNA-binding transcription factor activity, RNA polymerase II-specific. The transcript has a single exon.
UGCACCUCAGGACACCCCAUGCCAGGCAUGGGAGAAGAUGAGGAGGGUCAGGACUCAGCUUUGCUCCUUCCCAUGUGCAAAGGGCUGGGUUCCUCUGUCCCCCAGUCCCUGCCCUCUGGCUGAGGGUGCCCCUGUCCUGACACCCAUUUGCCCCCUCCAGGUCUCUCCAGCCUACGAGGUGCUGCCAGGACUGGUAUCCAGUGCUGGGCUCUGCCCACCCUGCUGCCAGCAGCGGCUGCCUGUGGAGCCGGGGCGGGCAAAGGUGGCAGCAGCACGGGAGAGCACUGGGGCAUUGAAGGCCUGGCUGGCACGGCACCCCAGGAACCCCUACCCCAGCAAGGGGGAGAAGGUGAUGCUGGCCGUGGUCAGCAGGAUGAGCCUCACCCAGGUCUCCACGUGGUUCGCCAACGCCCGCCGGCGCCUCAAGAAGGAGAACAAAGCAGGAUGGGCACCGCGGGGUGCCUCAGAGAGCGAGGACAGCGAGGGAGAGGGCACCACGCCAGGUGCCAAGCCUGGCCCUGACCCCAACCCCGUGCAGGAUGGGUGCAGGGACGAUCCCGAGCAGGAGCCAGGUCCUGAGCAGGUCACGGAGCACCAGAAACCCAAGAUCUGGAGCGUGGCAGCAAUGCUGGCAUCUCCCGCCAGGGAGAGCAGGUCCCCCCCAGGGGUGCCAGCAAUGCCGAAGCAGGGGUAG